GAUCUGGUUCCGGCACGACGUUUCCGCCGCAUCGUCCAUUUUCCCCGUAGCCGCACAUGGUGCCACACCGGCCGGAUACCGCCAGCCUCUCCGUGCUUUAGGAUUUUUUUUUUUAAAGCUUACACCUCCGUCUCCCAGGCCUGUUAAAUGCAAGACACGGUGGACAUGGUGGACGACCCCGAGUACGAAGAGGAGGAACCCUCCUUCAGCGACCCGGAGGACUUCGUGGAUGACAUCGAGGAUGAGGAGCUCCUCGAUGACAUCCUGAAGGACAAGCCCCAGGAGGCUGACGGCAUAGACUCCGUGGUGGUGGUUGACAAUGUUCCGGAGGUGGGCCCAGAACGUCUGGAGAAGCUCAAGAACGUCAUACACAAGAUUUUCUCCAAGUUCGGCAAGAUCACUAAUGAGUUCUACCCAGUGAUCGAAGGCACGACCAAAGGUUACAUCUUCCUGGAGUAUUCUGCUCCCACUCAGGCCCUCGAGGCAGUGAAGAAUGCCGAUGGCUACAAACUGGACAAACAGCAUACGUUCAGGGUCAACCUCUUCACUGACUUUGACAAGUACAUGAACAUCAGCGAUGAGUGGGAAACUCCAGAAAAGCAGCCUUUCAAAGAUUUUGGUAACAUGCGCCACUGGAUCGAGGAUCAAGACUGUCGUGACCAGUACAGUGUCAUCUACGAAGCUGGAGAGAGGACCGCCAUUUUUGCAAAUGACGCUAAGGAGCCAAUCACAGCUGAAGAGAGAGCACGCUGGACAGAGACGUACGUGCGCUGGUCUCCCAAAGGCACCUACCUGGCCACAUUUCACCAACGUGGCAUUGCAUUGUGGGGUGGCGAGAAGUUCAAACAGAUCCAGAGGUUCAGCCAUCAGGGCGUGUCCCUCAUCGACUUCUCACCGUGUGAGAGGUAUGUGGUGACCUUCAGUCCACUGAUGGACACCAAGGAGGACCCACAGGCGAUCAUCAUCUGGGACAUUCUGACCGGACAGAAGAAGAGAGGCUUCCACUGUGAGAGCUCCGCACACUGGCCCAUAUUCAAAUGGAGCCAUGACGGGAAGUUCUUUGCCAGGAUGACGCCAGACACGCUGAGCAUCUAUGAAACUCCAUCUAUGGGCUUGCUCGACAAGAAGAGUCUCAAGAUUACUGGGAUCAAGGACUUCUCAUGGUCUCCCGGUGACAACAUCCUAGCAUUCUGGGUCCCCGAGGACAAAGACAUCCCAGCCAGAGUGACUCUGAUGCAGAUGCCCACCCGUCAGGAGAUCCGGGUCCGCAAUCUUUUCAAUGUUGUCGACUGCAAACUGCACUGGCAGAGAAAUGGAGAUUACCUGUGUGUCAAAGUGGACAGGACUCCUAAAGGAACACAGGGUGUUGUCACCAACUUUGAAAUCUUCCGCAUGAGAGAGAAGCAGGUUCCUGUUGAUGUGGUGGAGAUGAAGGAGGGCAUCAUAGCUUUUGCUUGGGAGCCCAACGGCAGCAAGUUCGCUGUUCUCCACGGAGAGUCUCCUAGAAUCAACGUCUCCUUCUAUCAUGUCAAAAACAACGGCAAGAUCGAUCUUAUAAAGAUGUUUGACAAGCAGCAGGCCAACAGCAUUUUCUGGAGUCCCCAGGGACAGUUUCUGGUGCUGGCUGGACUCAGGAGUAUGAACGGAGCUCUUACCUUUGUGGACACAUCAGACUGCACCAUGAUGAACAUAGCAGAACACUACAUGGCGUCUGACGUGGAGUGGGACCCAACCGGUCGCUAUGUUGUCACCUCCGUCUCCUGGUGGAGCCACAAGGUGGACAAUGCGUACUGGCUGUGGACAUUCCAGGGUCGUCUCCUCCAGAAGAACAACAAGGAUCGCUUCUGUCAGCUGCUGUGGAGACCCCGACCUACGACCCUGCUCAGUGCGGAUUCGAUCAAGACGAUCAAGAAGGAUCUUAAGAAAUACUCAAAGAUCUUUGAGCAGAAGGAUCGUCUGAGCCAGUCCAAGGCCUCUAAGGAGCUGGUGGACAAACGCAGGACCAUGAUGGAGGAGUACCAUAGCUACAGGGAGAAGGCACAGCAGACAUAUCUGGAACAAAAGAGCCUCCGCCUCGAGCUCAGAGGAGGAGUGGACACUGAUGAGCUGGACAGCAACGUAGAUGACUGGGAAGAGGAGACUAUUGAGUUUUUUAUCAACGAAGAAAUCAUUCCUCUUGGAGAUCUGUAGUCCCCUACGCAGUCGUUCCGUUUUUGUGUGGAAGGAGGAGAGAGGAACUGCGUCAUUGAUUGGAGAAGGACGACGACCACGCUGUGAAUCUUGAGGUUCGUCACGAGCCUCAACCUUCAACGUUAGCGACAUCAUCAAAGCAAGCCUUGCAGAUCAGCAGCCACGUCGAGGGACAGGAGAGGAUUCUUUCUAGUGAAUAUUUUCUCUUUGUCUCUCACCAUCAUCCGCCCCUUUUUCUCCGUGGAACUUGAUAUUUAGUAAUACAGCGUCCUUUUUUCUAUUCAUUAAUUGGAGUCACUCACUCGAAUCUCGGCCCCAUCUCUCAUUGGACCUUCUUCUUCCUCGGGGUUGUUUCUGAACUAACCUCACCAUGCUAGUGUGUUAUCACAGGGCAGCACAGAGUGCCAUACCGGUGUGGGGCGGAGGUGUUGUGACUAAACAAGAAGCCUUGUUAAUAAAAGUGUUGAUGUGGCGCUAUAGUGGCCUGUAUCCUCCUCCUUUCAGACUGGGCUUUCACACAGGGAGGGGUUGUGCAGUGGGAAUAACUUUAAAUAAACAUUCAAAGUCAUUACUACCUG
Paralichthys olivaceus (Japanese flounder) is the source of this 2768-nucleotide messenger RNA. It is a transcript of the gene eif3ba, whose product is annotated as eukaryotic translation initiation factor 3, subunit Ba. Gene Ontology annotation, cellular component: eukaryotic translation initiation factor 3 complex. Lineage: Eukaryota; Metazoa; Chordata; Actinopteri; Pleuronectiformes; Paralichthyidae. Gene Ontology annotation, biological process: translational initiation. Gene Ontology annotation, molecular function: RNA binding; translation initiation factor binding; translation initiation factor activity. The record is from RefSeq and is a predicted model, not a curated record.